UCCAAUCGAUCGCAUGGUCGCCUCCGCCGUGGAGGCUCCACCCGACACCGCGGCAUCGCCGUCGGCGAUGGGCCGGCGAGUCCAGCGGCUGGUCAGCAUCGCCGCCGUCGCCGCGGCCACGGCCUCGCUUCUAUAUCUCUUCUCCCACGCCUCCACCUCCUGCCUCCGCGCGCCCCGCGCGGCCCUCACCACGCUCUCCCUCGCCUCGUUCCCGCGCACCUCCUGCGACGCCGCCGCCCGCCGCGUCGUGGCGCCGGACCGCCGCCUCGCGAAGCUCCAGGCCUCCGCGCGCUGGCGCCGCCGCUCCGCGGCGCUCGCCUCCUCCGCCUUCGCCCCGCUCUGCGGCCUCCGCCUUCUCGCUGGCUCCUCCCGUGUCCUCUGUCUGGCCGCCGGCGCCGGCCAUGCCAUCGACGCGCUCCACGCCGAGGGGGUCAGUGACGUCACCGGGAUCGACCUCGUGGACUUCCCGCCUCUCGUCCGCCGCGCCGACCCCCAUCACCUCCCCUUCUCGGACGGCGCCUUUGACCUUAUCUUCUCCGACGACCCCUCCGGGAUCUCCGGCGCCCUCUUCCCUUCCCAGAUUGCCGCGGAAGCCGAGCGCGCCGUCCGCUCUGGAGGGGCCAUCGCGCUCGCCGUCGACCGGCACCUCGACCCGGCGGCCGUUGCCGCGCUCUUCAAGAGGUCCCGCAUCGUUGACAUGAGGGAUAUCACCUUCGGUGGCUCACAGCACAAGUUGGAAACAUGGAAGCUAUCUGAAGCAGUGUUCACCCAGGCGCUAGGUGCUUGUCGGAUUACAGACAAGAUCUAAUUCUGAAUUUGUGAAUUGCGAUUAGUUGGGGAUAAUUGACCACCGACACCCGCUUUGGGUGUGGAGGCCAAGUUUUAAUCCAUUUUCUAAAAGAAAGGUUGGGAUGGGUUAGUUAGGUGACUUAGACAUUUCACAUUUCUGCCUUUCAUAACACUAAUGCAGAAAGAAUAUUUGGCAAGAUUAUUUGCGUCUCCUGUUUUUCAAUCCUUAUUGCUGCCUUUCAGAACACUGAUGCAGAUAGAAUAUUUGGCAAAAUUAUUUGCAUAUUUUGUUUUUCAAUCCUUCUAGGUAUACUUCAUUUUGCAUGUUCUGAUGGAAUUGUGGUAGGAUGCAGCUGUUUUUGCCAAAGAUUGUCCAUCUAUCCCUUUAUUUGUGACAUCUAUAAUGGCAUACAGGACUAUAGUACAAUGUUUUGUUCUCUCCUGUUGCUGUUCUGUUGAUGUUGUGGUCUUACUGCAUCAUGCCUGCCUUCCUUUUUCUGUGGAUUCUGCAUCUUUCCCGGAUGCAUAUCCCCAGCUGGAAAAUGUGUGGAAUGGUAGAAUGAUUGGUCUUUUUUUCUAGUGCCGUCCUGGUAACAUCUUUUCAAGUCAUUU
Messenger RNA from Oryza brachyantha (malo sina), 1401 nucleotides. RefSeq lists its product as uncharacterized. Bases 14 to 808 code for a protein of 264 amino acids. The transcript is spliced from 2 exons. The record is from RefSeq and is a predicted model, not a curated record. Gene Ontology annotation, molecular function: S-adenosylmethionine-dependent methyltransferase activity. Lineage: Eukaryota; Viridiplantae; Streptophyta; Magnoliopsida; Poales; Poaceae.